AUGGCGACCGGCGACGCGCGGAAUCGACUCUUAGAGUUGGUCCAACUACCUAUGCAGGCCGGAAAUGAUGCCAAUAGACUGCGACCGAUCAUGUUGCUCCUCCCGAUCGCAGGCUUAGCGCGUCUCUUCCACUGGAGUGCAGCAAUUGUCCUGGUCGUCAACCUGGUUGCAAUUAUAUUCCUUUCGGAUGUCAUUUCAUCCGCGUCUGAUGAACUUGCAGACUCUUUGGGCCAUUUGCAAGGUGCACUCAUAGGUGCGACACUUGGCAAUACCGUCGAGUUGACCUCCGGUGUCCUCGCCCUGUUGCAUGGGGACAUUGUUUUCGCUCAAUCUGUCAUGAUAUUCGGGUUCUGCAUUGUGACAGCGUCUUAUAAUAAGCAUGUUCUUGAGUUCAACGGUCAUCUAGCCAAGACCUUGUCGUCCUUGAUGAUGAUCACAGCCGUCACAAUGCUACUACCAACUGCACUCUACUCGACCUUUCCCGUUUCACAAAUUGAUAACAGUGUCCUGGCAUUUUCUCGCGGUACCUCAUUUGUUUUAUUCCUCCUCUAUGCAGGAUAUCUCUACUUCCAUAUGAAGACCCACAAACACCUUUUCUUAUCGGACGAAGAAGAAGAAGAAGAAGAACAAGAACCGACCCAGACAAAUGGACUGGGAGGUUCUGAAGGCACCAAAACACCAUCCGAGCAGCCUGACACGUCCGCGAUCUUUGCCCCAUCCAUGCGACUUGCCGCCGCAGUUGCCGCGACGAUUUUCUCCACAGAGUUGAUUUUCGAAGGGGUGGACGAUAUCGUGGAGACAUUGGGCUUUAGCCGCAUGUUCAUCGCAGUGAUUCUGAUACCGAUCGCAAGUAACAGCACGGAGGGCACGACGGUUAUAGCUUCGGCCCGAAGUGGUGACACUGAUUCCGCAAUUCGGGUAAUCGUGGACAGCCUUCUUCAGAUAGGUCUUUUCGUGAUACCUCUUCUUGUUAUGAUAGGCUGGUGCAUAGGAGAACCCAUGUCUCUUUAUUUUGAUCCUUUCCAGUCGGGUAUCAUGUUUUUGGCCGUACUGGUCGUCAAUCAUCUGCUUCGCGAUGGGCAAUAUGCUUACAUUCAUGGAGCAAUGUUGGUUGCACUGUGA
This is a messenger RNA of Penicillium manginii, 1122 nucleotides long. RefSeq lists its product as uncharacterized. Gene Ontology annotation, cellular component: fungal-type vacuole membrane. The record is from RefSeq and is a predicted model, not a curated record. Bases 1 to 1122 code for a protein of 373 amino acids. Lineage: Eukaryota; Fungi; Ascomycota; Eurotiomycetes; Eurotiales; Aspergillaceae. The transcript has 3 exons. Gene Ontology annotation, biological process: intracellular calcium ion homeostasis; calcium ion transmembrane transport. Gene Ontology annotation, molecular function: calcium:proton antiporter activity.